This is a messenger RNA of Camellia sinensis, 1740 nucleotides long. NCBI's taxonomy places the organism in Eukaryota, Viridiplantae, Streptophyta, Magnoliopsida, Ericales, Theaceae. The record is from RefSeq and is a predicted model, not a curated record.
AUGAAUGUCAUAGUAUGGAACUGCCGGGGAGCUGACAACAAAAUCUUCAGAAGGAACUUCAGAGAAAUCAUCAGAACUCAUAGACCAGAUGUGGUGGCCCUUUUUGAAACCAAAGUUUUGUUCAAUUCUAUAGGACUCUUUUUCAACGACCUAGGGUAUACUGCUUCUACAAUUGUGGACCCUGUGGGUUGUGUUGGAGGCAUUUGGUUUCUCUGGAAUCCUAUUCAAGUCUUAGUUAGUGCCCAUAUUGCUAACCACCAAGUGAUUCAAGCCAUGGUCCAAAGGAAAAAUUAUGAGGACUGGGUGUUGGGUGUAGUUUAUGCAAGCCCCAACAUCAGACUCCGCCAAAAUCUUUGGCACGAGUUGGAAGACACAGCCAGCUCUAUGACCAAGCCCUGGCUCCUUACUGGGGAUUUUAAUGAAAUUAGUAGCAACCAUGAAAGGAGGAGCUUCACCCCGUCUAAUCAACAGACUCGAAGUCGCAGAUUCUUAGACCAAAUCAACCUGUGUGGUCUCAUGGAUCUUGGUUGCACAAGACCUAAACUCACCUGGAUAAACAAUAGGAAAGGACUUUCUAAUACUAUAGAACGUUUGGAUCGUGCACUGUGCAAUGCUGAAUGGUGCACCCUCUUUCCAGAUGGUACAGUGCAGAAUCUCCGUCGGACCUACUCUGAUCAUUCUCCUCUCAUUGCCUACACUGAAGGUAUCUCUAAACUUUCUCCUUGUAAUCGUCCUUUUCGUUUCGAGGCAGCUUGGCUUUCACACCCUCAGUACAGAGAUGUGAUCUAUUCCUCUUGGGAUCAUAAUCAAUCUCUAAGUACUAAUUUAUUGCAAGUUGCUAAUGAUUCCCUUAUUUGGAAUAAGGAAAUCUUUGGUAAUAUCUUUAAAAGCAAAAGGUGUCUUCUAUCUCGCAUUGAAGGAAUUCAAAAAGCUCUUGCUAACCACUUUUCCCAUAACCUGUUUUUACUGGAAAAAGACCUUAUUCGUCAAUUUAAUAAAACCCUUUUGCAAGAGGAGAUCCUUUGGUUUCAAAAAUCUAGAGUUAAUUGGAUUACUCAAGGCGAAAGAAACACCAAAUAUUUUCAUGUGUUUACUAUCACCAAAUGUAAGAGAAUUAAAAUUGAUUCCCUACUGUAUGAUACUGGUAACUGGAUAAUGGAAGCCCAAGCUAUCAAAACUCACAUCCAAGAUUACUUUAUAGCUUUGUUCCAGGCUGUUCCUACUGUUAAACUUAGCCAUUGGAAUAAUAUUGCUACUCACACCUUUUCACCUAAAGAAAAUCACAGGCUCACUAGGGAUUUAACUAAUUAUGAGAUUUGGAAAGCCACUAAGCAUAUUAAUGCCUUCAAAGCUCCUAGCAGGGAUGGUUUCCAGGCCAUCUUUUACCAUAAAUUUUGGGACAUAAUUGAUCAGGAUUGGUAUGGAGAGACUACAAUUGCAUCUCAAUGCCCAGGCGACCAUACCUCUAACUAUUUGAAAGUGGUUGAGGUUAUUAAGGAAGAUGGGUCUUGGAACCUUGAUUCACUUACUGAGUUCAUCCCUCAGUCCAUUCUACUUGACAUAUCCCAAAUCCAUCUACCCCAAUUUGUUGAGGCACUUGAUAACCCCACUGGACAGGAGCUCCUUCUGGGUAUACUACUUCUACAAUUAUGGACCCUGUGGGUCGUAUUGGAGGCAUUUGACUUCUCUGGAAUCCUACUCAAGUCUCAGUUAGUGCCCAUAUUGCUAACCACCAAGUGA